CUUUUAACCUAGCAACUCUUUGGCGUAUAAUGCGUUAGAGAUACCUUCGUCCUCCACUUGUUUGUCCUUGAGAGAGGCUCCCUGUUGUGGUAUUGGCUCCUCUGAGAAUUUGUAUUAUUUCUGAGAGGUUUAUCUAAUAAAGGUCAGAAAAGAAAGAAACACAAGAUGGUGAAGGCUUGGUACAUGGACACCAGUGAUGAGGACAAGCGAAAUGAGCAUCACCUUUUGCCACCAGAGUAUGUGACCCUUGAGAAACUUCGUGCUGACACUGGAGUCUUAUACUGGAAGUUGGAUGAGAAAAAUUUUGAACCGGAGCUUGAGAAGAUUAAAUCCAGCCGAGGUUACUCAUACUCAGACGUCAUUCAAGUUUCACCAGAAAAACUCCAAAAUUAUGAAGAAAAGCUCAAAAACUUUUACGAGGAACACAUCCACACUGAUGAAGAAAUUCGUUUUGUCCUGGAAGGCUCCGGCUAUUUUGACGUUCGAGACAAGGAAGACAAGUGGAUCAGGAUUGAAGUGACACCUGGAGACCUCCUGAUUCUCCCAGCUGGAAUCUAUCACCGAUUUACUUUAGAUACGAAGAACUAUAUCAAGGCCAUGAGACUGUUUGUCGGGGUUCCAGUUUGGACUCCACACAACCGACCUGCCGAUGACAUGGACGCUCGCAAAGAGUAUGUAAAGAGGCAGAAAGAGGGCUUUUCAGAGGAGUAAAGGCAGAAGAAAAGAACCAGAUAUGAUGGGGCUUUAUUUUGAUGGUGUUAUUUUGUAAGUUUUGAAAUUUGGGAGGACUUUUGAAAAUUACUGUUCUUUGUUUUAUUGCUGUUUGUUAGCUUGUUGUUGAAAAUAGUACUUUGAUUCUGUUGAUAUUUUAUAUGACUAGUUUUCCGUUUUAUACCUGUCUCAAAACUGUAUGCAGCUCAUGCAAUUAUAUAUAUAUAUA
This is a messenger RNA of Penaeus monodon (black tiger shrimp), 940 nucleotides long. RefSeq names its product 1,2-dihydroxy-3-keto-5-methylthiopentene dioxygenase-like. The transcript has 5 exons. The record is from RefSeq and is a predicted model, not a curated record. Gene Ontology annotation, molecular function: acireductone dioxygenase [iron(II)-requiring] activity. NCBI's taxonomy places the organism in Eukaryota, Metazoa, Arthropoda, Malacostraca, Decapoda, Penaeidae. Bases 166 to 711 code for a protein of 181 amino acids.